Molecule: messenger RNA, 876 nt
Organism: Peromyscus eremicus (cactus mouse)
Lineage: Eukaryota; Metazoa; Chordata; Mammalia; Rodentia; Cricetidae
Product: laforin-like
Exons: 1
Coding region: 1-876 (291 amino acids)
Source: RefSeq, a predicted model, not a curated record
AUGCAGCUGUCCCUUACCUGGCACCGGGGCCACUCUUCACAAGGCCCGCGGCCUCGGCGGCGGGGGCCGCGGCGGGAACAAAGGCAGCACGUGUCUGGGCGGGGUCCGCCCUUCGCCCCGCCCGCCCGGCGAGCUCCGCUGCGCGGCGCCGGGACUCACGAAGCCGGGCUGCGCCAUGCGGCGCGGGCGGCUUCGAGGCGGGGACCCGGCGCCGCGCGCUCCCGCCGCCCGCAUGGGGCGCGCCCACUAGAGGCGCCACCGUGCGCCGCUCGAGCCGAGGACGCGAGUGGCCGCGUCCCGGCGGCGAGACCGAGCGGGCGGGCGGGCGAGCGGGCGGGCGGCGCGCGCGACCCGGGAGAGGCAGCCUGCCUGCGAGGCGCGCGCCGGGGCGGGGCGGGGCGGGCGCGCGCGGCGGGGACGCAGGCGGGGGCCGGGCGGGGGCGGGGCCGCGGCGUCUGCAGAACCUUGGACAGAAGCUGCGAGCCGCCGCCGCCGCCGCCGCGCCGAGCCGCGCCGAGCCCCGGGGCCGCGGCGCGCAUUGCGGAGGGCCUGGGACGCAGCGCUGCGCCUGCGGCCGGAGCCUGCCUGCGGGUAAGCCUGCGCGGAGCGGGGCCGUGCGCGCGGCCGGGUCCGGGUCCUGCUGCGGCGGCCGCUGCGGCGCUCGGCCGGUGCCGCAGUGGAAGCGCGGGCUGGGACUCGGUGGGGCCGCGCGGCCCGGGGGUUCGGGCCUCGGAGGUGCGGGCGGAGGGGCGCGGCGCGGAGCCCCGCCCGGGGCUGAGAACCAUCUUGUUUUCCACGCAGAUCCGCAGGGCUACACGCGUCGCGCGCGUCCCGGGAGCGCCUCCUUUCUCCCUGCGGCCGCUUCGGGCUCGGUAA